AUGUCAACUUCAACUCCCACAGCGCCGGCUACCGAGUCUGUCACUGUCAACGGCAUCAAUUAUAGGCCAAUUCGAGAAGGCCUUGCGUCUAUAUUAGCUCCUUAUCGUGAAGCACCAGCCGACCAUGCCACCACCAAAGGCAAAAAGCCAAGGAACAACGACCAAGGCGAGCAGGCAGUCUUCUACAACCCUGUCCAGCAAUUCAAUCGUGAUUUGAGUGUUCUUGCCAUCUUAGCCUAUGGUGAAGCGGCACUGGUCGAGAAGGCUGAAAGGUACCAGAAGAAGCAUGGACAGACCAAGAGGCAGAGGGAGAACGCCAAGAAAAAGAAGGCAGCCAACGGAACCGCUUCUGACCCAGGCAUUGAAGUGGAACCCGACCUCCGCGACAGUGAUGGCUCCAGAAAACGAAAGCGAGCGGAUGAGGCAUCAGAAGAAGCCUUCGGCAAGGCCAGCUCUGGUCCAGACGAAUAUAAUGCCAAGCGAACCAAAACCGAUGUUCCCGAACUAGACGACGAGGAGCUGGAGAUGAUGCAAACGUAUGAAAACGGCCAGACUCAAUCUCAUCCGAACAGCUUGGACGGGCCAGCAGACCAACUCGCAGAGACAGGGUCGAAGCAUGGUCCCCGUUUCACGAUUCUUGAUGCUCUAUCCGCCACUGGCCUCAGAGCUUUGCGCUAUGCCAAAGAAAUUCCUUUCGCCACCCGGAUCAUCGCCAAUGACCUGUCUCGCGAUGCUGCCAAAUCAAUCGAAAUGAACAUUGACCACAAUGGCCUCAAAGGGAAGGUUUGCUCAAACGUUGGCGAUGCUCGUGCCUAUAUGUACAGCAAAGUUGGGAUAGAACAGACGUCUUCCUCUGGCACCUCUAUCCACAGAUUUGAUGUCAUCGAUCUUGAUCCCUAUGGAACUGCUGCACCCUUCUUCGACUCUGCUUUACAAGCUAUCCAAGAUGGAGGCUUACUCUGCGUGACUUGCACCGAUGCUGGAGUCUUUGCUUCGAAUGGCUAUCCUGAAAAAGCAUACGCACUGUAUGGCGGCAUUCCAACGAAGGGCGCCCACUCUCACGAAGGAGGCCUUCGCUUGAUUCUUCACGCCAUUGCAGCUGCCGGCGCCAAAUACGGCAUCGCCAUUGAACCUCUUCUAUCUCUAUCAAUCGACUUCUACGCUCGCCUGUUCAUUCGCAUCCACAAGCAGCAGAAGGAUGUAAAGCUCCUUGCCGGCACAACGAUGAUCGUUUACAGCUGUGACCAUGGCUGCGGAGCAUGGACCACGCAACUCCUUGUCAGAAAUAACACGCAAAAAUCCAAGAGUGGAGAGAUGUACUUCAAGCACAGCUAUGCCCAAGGUCCAAACGCUGCACCAUUCUGUGAGCAUUGCGGCAAAAAAACCCAUCUCAGCGGUCCCGUAUGGGCCGGCCCGCUACACAAUCCCUAUUUCAUCCAACGCAUCCUCGACAAGCUCCCUUCGCUAGACAAGACAACCUACACAACCAUGCCCCGAAUCGAAGGCAUGCUUACCGUCGCGCUUGAAGAAGACCUUAAUCUAGACCAAAAGCUCAUUUCCACAACCUCGACUCCAGUCCCAGCCACAAACCCCGACCCCCAACCACGACCAUCUACCCUCCCCAUACCUCGCACACCCCCCUCUCAAUUGGACUCGCACCCCUUCUUCUUCAUCCCCAGCUACCUCGCCAAAAUCCUCCACUGUCAAACCCCGUCCGAAGACUGCCUCCGAGGCGCCCUCCGCCACCUCGGCUACCGCGUCACACGCUCACACUGUAAACCUGGUUCCUUCAAAACCGAUACACCUUGGACGGUGAUCUGGGAGGUGAUGAGGGAGUGGAUGAGGACGAGAGCACCGGCCAAAGAAGGCGCAAUUACGGAGGGGAUGGCGGGCUGGGGGAUUCUGGGGAGACUAAGGGGGAGCGAGAGGGCGAGAUCGCAGGAUUGGAAAUACGAGGUGGAGGGGUUGGUGAGGAAGGCGGGUACGGUAGAUGAGAUCAAGACAGGGCUCGAGGCUGCACUGUUCAGGUUGGGAAGGGAGGGAUCAGACAAUGGUGGUGGUGGUGGUGGUGCGCGUGUUGGACAGAUGAAGAAGGACAGGGCAGAUGGCGUUAGCGAGAGCGAAGCGGAGGCGGAGGUAGAAACUGAAAAGAAGAACGAAGAGGUGAGCGCCACCGAUGCAAGCAAGCUCGAGAUCAUCUUCGACGAAGCAUUAGGCAAGGAAAAAUCUCCGCGAAAACUGUGUCGAUACCAACUCAACCCGCGACCGAACUGGGGUCCGAUGAAUCGAGCUGCAGGUAGUUGA
Messenger RNA from Endocarpon pusillum Z07020, 2304 nucleotides. RefSeq lists its product as uncharacterized. Lineage: Eukaryota; Fungi; Ascomycota; Eurotiomycetes; Verrucariales; Verrucariaceae. Gene Ontology annotation, biological process: tRNA N2-guanine methylation. The transcript has a single exon. The coding region runs from base 1 to 2304 and encodes 767 amino acids. Gene Ontology annotation, molecular function: RNA binding. The record is from RefSeq and is a predicted model, not a curated record. Gene Ontology annotation, cellular component: nucleus.